UGAGAGGGGGCGGGGCGCGCGUAUCGGCGCCGCGGCCGCGUGACGCGUUUUCAAAUCUUCAACCGCCGUAGCCCACUCGUUUGUGCUUUCCUUCUUCCUCCCCUGCGACUUGAACCCGGCCCCGGCCCCGGAAACCCGGCGAGCAGAGGCGGUGUCUGUACUGCGCGGGUGUGGUAGUCUGCGGAAGGGGAAAGGCGACUGGCGGGUCAACUGGCCUCAGGGAGCCGUGUUUUCUCGGCCACCCGACACGACACCCUUCCAGAGCCGGCAUGUAGGUGUCCGGCGGCUGCCAUGAGCUCCGGAGCCAUGAGGAUCCACAGCAAAGGACACUUCCAGGGUGGAAUCCAACUCAAAAAUGAAAAAAGCAGACCAUCUUUGAAAUCUCUGAAAACCGAUAAUAAACCAGAAAAGGCCAAAUAUAAGCCACUUUGGGGAAAGGUAUUUUACAUUGACUUACCUUCUGUCACCAUAUCUGAAAAACUGCAAAAGGACAUUAAGGAUCUGGGAGGGCGAGUUGAAGAAUUUCUCAGCAAAGAUAUCAGUUAUCUUAUUUCAAAUAAAAAAGAAGCUAAAUUUGCACAAACUUUUGGACGAAUUUCUCCUGUACCAAGUCCAGAAUCUGCGUGUACUGCAGAAACCACUUCGCCUCAUCCCAGUCAUGAUGGAAGUUCGUUUAAGUCUCCAGAGUCAGUGUGUUUGAGCAGAGGAAAAUUAUUAGUUGAAAAAGCUAUCAAGGACCAUGAUUUUAUUCCUUCAAAUAGUAUAUUGUCAAAUGCUUUAUCAUGGGGAGUAAAGAUUCUUCAUAUUGAUGACAUUAGAUACUACAUUGAACAAAAGAAAAAAGAAUUGUAUUUACUCAAGAAAUCAAGCACUUCUGUAAGAGAUGUGGGGAAAAGAGUAGGUAUUGGCACACAGAAAACAAGAACAGGUAGACUCAAAAAGCCUUUUGUAAAGGUGGAAGAUAGGAGUCAACUUUAUAGACCAUUUUAUCUUCAGCAGACCAGUAUGCCUUUAAUAAAUUACUCAGUUCAGAAGCCUUCCAGUCCAUUUGAUAUAGAUAAGCCACCUAACAUCCAAAAGCAAACUCAGGUUAAACUAAGAAUGCAAACAGAUGAUGAUAAAUGUGGUGGAAUCCCAAUUCAACUCCAACUGAAAGAGAAGAAAAAAAAAGGAUAUUGUGAAUGUUGCUUGCAAAAAUAUGAAGAUCUCGAAACUCAUCUCCUAACUGAGGAACACAGAAACUUUGCACAGAGUAAUCACUAUCAGGUUGUUGAUAAUAUCAUAUCUAAGUUAGUUUUUGACUUUGUGGAAUGUGAAAGGGGCAUGCCUAAAAAGAAAAGGUUAAAAUGCAGUCUUGGAUCUUUUUCUCCUGUUACUGCAAAUAUACUGAAAAAGUCUCAACCAAAAGAAAGACUAGAAUUGCAACCUACUUCUCAGAAGGACUUCAGGGAAAACAAUGUACAGGUGAUCGAGCAGAAUUUUCAAUAUAAAGAACCCCAGCAACCUGAAGAAAAGCUUGUGUUUACUUCAGAGCACAUCACUUACCCUUCAAAUGAAUUGAGAGAACUUGAUAAGGAAACAGCUAACAAAUGUUCUAUGUUAAAUCCAGCUGAAAAUGACAUAAAACACAAUUUUACACAUCUACCUCCAGAUAAAAAUGAACAAGGAUGCAUUCUUGAUGUUUCUAAACAUAAAUUAAUUAUAAGUGAAAAUAACUUGGAAGAAGUAAGAACAGAUCACAGUCCAUGUAGGCUACAGACAUCUAUACAAGUUUCUGAUUUCAUUAUGGAUAAUAGUACAUCUCAACCAAAACAAAAGUCAGAUACUGUGCUGCUGCCAGCAAAGGAUCUGAAGGAAAAGGACCUUCAUUCAAUAUUUGCUCAUGAUUCUGGUCUGUUAGCAAUAAGUAGUUCACGGGAGCACCUGCCUGUUCAGGCAAAUACUCCAUUCCAAAGUCGUCCUGAAGAAUCCAAUGAAUGUGACAUCAAGAGUAAGGAUAGCUUACCUUCUGGUAAAAUCUGUCGGAAGGUGAAAAUAUUAUUAGGAAGAAAUAAAAAGGAAAAUCUGGAACCAAAUGUGGAAUUAGAUAAGAAAAGAACUGAAUGUCUUACUACACAAGAGGAAAACAGAAUUUGUAGUUCACAGUCUCUACUGAACUUAUUUCAGACUAGUGAGGAAAAAUCAGAAUUUUUGGGUUUCACAAGCUAUACCGAAAAUAGUAGUAUAGGUGAUGUUUUUCAUAUUUGUGGGGAGGAAGAUUCAAAUAGUCUGUUGUCAGUGUUUUCCUCUUCCCUUUCAACUUCUACAUUUACUGGCUUUUAGACUUUAAAAAAAUAAACACUUUUCAAAUGUGAUCAAGAUCAUAUUCUUGAAACUUUUAUAAAUGUGUAUAAAAAUUCUUAUGUGUUUUUUUUGCCAACUUUGUUUAUAGAACCAAAUGUUAACAAUAAAGGUGAUGUUUGCAUUUUUCUACGGAAUUGAAUACCUAUUAAAGAACAAUUGUAGAAUAAACUUGCAGCUCAUCUUUACACACUGGGUUGAUGAUUGUUUUCUAAGAAUUAUGAGUAAGUAUGUUACUGAAAACUAAUUUCAAGUGAAAUUUGAGAAUAUUAAAAUUUACCAUUAUAAA
Messenger RNA from Phyllostomus discolor (pale spear-nosed bat), 2629 nucleotides. RefSeq names its product DBF4 zinc finger (gene DBF4). The transcript is spliced from 12 exons. The coding region runs from base 292 to 2322 and encodes 676 amino acids. NCBI's taxonomy places the organism in Eukaryota, Metazoa, Chordata, Mammalia, Chiroptera, Phyllostomidae. Gene Ontology annotation, cellular component: nucleus; Dbf4-dependent protein kinase complex. Gene Ontology annotation, molecular function: protein serine/threonine kinase activator activity; zinc ion binding; nucleic acid binding. Gene Ontology annotation, biological process: regulation of cell cycle phase transition; positive regulation of nuclear cell cycle DNA replication. The record is from RefSeq and is a predicted model, not a curated record.